Lampris incognitus (smalleye Pacific opah) is the source of this 2029-nucleotide messenger RNA. It is a transcript of the gene nsun6, whose product is annotated as NOP2/Sun RNA methyltransferase 6. The transcript is spliced from 11 exons. The record is from RefSeq and is a predicted model, not a curated record. Gene Ontology annotation, biological process: RNA methylation. Gene Ontology annotation, molecular function: methyltransferase activity; RNA binding. Lineage: Eukaryota; Metazoa; Chordata; Actinopteri; Lampriformes; Lampridae. The coding region runs from base 10 to 1416 and encodes 468 amino acids.
AUUGAAGAAAUGCCCAUUUUUGCACAAAUUUCUCUGAAGCCAGAAGUCCAUAAUUACUUGAAGGAUGUUUUCUUAAACAAGGAGAUAUUGGCUGCAUCGGGGCUUAAGGAGGCAGAAUGCCGGUUUCAGAGGCUGCUCAUGUGCCUGUCUCACCCACCGGCAUACACAUGCGUGCGGGUCAGUACUCACCUAGCUCCCCUGGAAGAGAUAAGACAAAAGCUCAAGGAAGAGCUGAAAAAGCAGCAAAUAUAUGGCCCUUCAACAGAUGAGGCUGCCGUCAAGAUCCUUCCUCACCCGUGCAUUCCAGAUGUGCUGCUCCUUCCUGUCAUUGGUCCGAGAUCUGUGAGCCAGCUCAGCUCUGAGGUGGUUGUGGGCGCCCAGUGUGGCAGUGCUGUCUUGAGAGGUGCGCAUGUAUUUGCUCCGGGGAUCCUUGCCACACCAAAGUUCAUGAAGUCUGGAGAUGUGGUGUCUGUGUUCUCCGAUUUGGAGGGCAAGUGCACACGAGGAGCCAAGUUCUUCCAGGGACAGAGAGUUUUUCUGGGAAAUGGGGUUGCAGAAAUGGAUCGCUCCACCAUCUUCUGCUCAGACAAACCUGUCAGCGGUCUUGGUAUCCGAAUGGUAGAAUCACUUUACCAAAGUCCCUCUUUUGAUGGAGUUCUGCCCAGUCUGGCAUUCUUACAGAACCUUCCCUCUGUGGUUGUGGGUCACGUGCUGGGGCCCCGCCCUGGAGAGCGGAUUCUGGACAUGUGUGCCGCUCCUGGCGGGAAGACCUGCCACAUCGCUGCCCUCAUGGGGGAUCAGGGUGAGGUUGUUGCCCUGGACCGGGUCCGAAAUAAGCUUGAGAGAAUUCGUCAGAAUGCCCAGAUGUUGAAUCUGCACUGCAUCAAAGCCUAUUGCUUUAACAGUACCCAGGCUGUGGGCAGCGAUCCCGCCCAGCAAACCGAAGGACCUCCCUUUCUCCCUGAAAGUUUUGACCGGGUCUUGUUGGACGCCCCCUGUAGCGGCCUGGGACAGAGGCCCAACAUGGCCAGCACCUGGAGCCUCAAAGAGAUCCGCUCCUACCAGCCUCUGCAGCGCAAGUUAUUUCACGCCGCAGUGAAGUUGUUGAAGAAAGGCGGGGUCUUGGUGUACAGCACGUGCACGGUCACUCUAGCAGAGAAUGAGGAGCAGGUGGCCUGGGCCCUCCAUACGUUUCCCUGCCUCACACUCCAGCCUCAGGAGCCUCACAUCGGCGCCGAAGGCAUGCUGGGAGCUGGCCUGUCACCUGAGCAGCUGCGGUGCCUCCAGAGAUUCAGCCCUGAACUAAGCUGGGACCAAACGGGGUCAGAGGGCCCCGCCGAGCCGCCAACACCCCUACCAUGCACGGCCAACUGGGACACUAUUGGCUUUUUUAUUGCCAAGUUCACAAAGAACUGAGCAGAGAGAGAGAGAAUGUUUUUCUUUCGCUUAUCGGUCAGCAUAACGGGACCGUUGUCCGGCGGCGGCCCUUAUAAGAGACUGGAGAGGAGGGAACCGAAAAGUGUUUGCAGCCUCAUGCACGGCAUGCUUAGACAAGCCAGUGUUGACAGACACUCGGUGCGCUGUUUACAACAUCUGCCUCUCAGCAGCUGCUCUCUAAAACUGUGGGCCAUAUAGGGAUGAGCUCUAUAAACACUGAGGGCAGGAGAGAGGGGCAGGGAGGGAUCUGAGGGCAAGAAACUUUUUUGAGGGGGGGGGGCAGGGGAGAGCGAGUGAAUGAGUAUCGGCGAAUGCAGUGCUGCUAGUGUCACCAUAACAACAGUGACGACAUAGCUACCAUGGCUACAGCGGAUUUGCAGGCUCACAGACCAUGGAUCAGGAAGUAGUGUGCAGAAGGAGGUCAUGGGAGGUAUUAACAAUUUAUUCUUUAUGUCCACCUCCUCCUCCUUUCUACAUCGUAGGGAUGUAGACAGGAGGAGGAGGUGGACGAUGCCGGUGUGUUCCUGCUCUUUACGCUCCCUUAAACUGAUGUCUUAAAAUGACAUUUUGUGACAUUAAAGUUUCUACGAUU